GGAGUGAGGGACGGGAGAGCCGCGGAGGCCGCGCCCAUCCUGGUGCCGGGAAAGGAGCUCCAGGCGUCCCCCUGGAGCCCGGGACCCCCCGGAAUUGGGUGAAAAGAGGGGGCAAAGGCAGCGGAGGAGCUGGCGGCCCCGGGGGACAGCGGGGUCCCCUCGGCGUGUCCCCGGCAGGAGCGGGACACGGCGCUCCCGGGAUGCGGGGACGGUGGAGCCGGGAGCCUGCGGAAUUCCUCGGCCGCUUCCAUGGAUUCCCCGAGCAGCAGCGAGCCCCCGGCCCUGGACGGCUUCCCCCUGAAGCACUCCAACACCUUGACCAACAGACAACGAGGCAACGAGGUCUCAGCGCUGCCGGCCACGCUGGACACGCUCUCCAUCCACCAGCUGGCCGCCCAAGGGGAGCUCGUGCAGCUGAAGGAGCACCUGAGGAAAGGUGAGAAUCUGGUGAACAAACGCGACGAGAGAGGAUUCACGCCCCUGAUCUGGGCCGCGGCCUUCGGGGAGAUCGAGACCGUGCGGCACCUCCUGGAAUGGGGCGCGGAUCCGCACGCGCUGGCCAAGGAGCGGGAGAGCGCGCUGGCGCUGGCCAGCAUGGGCGGGUACACGGACAUCGUCACGCUGCUGCUGCGCAGGGACGUGGACAUCAACACCUACGACUGGGUGAGAUUAAUGGGGUACUGGGGAUACUGGGAUAAUGGGGAUACUGGGAUACUGGGAUAA
Molecule: messenger RNA, 723 nt
Organism: Hirundo rustica (Barn swallow)
Lineage: Eukaryota; Metazoa; Chordata; Aves; Passeriformes; Hirundinidae
Product: DNA-binding protein RFXANK-like
Exons: 7
Coding region: 250-723 (157 amino acids)
Biological process (GO): regulation of transcription by RNA polymerase II
Cellular component (GO): nucleus
Molecular function (GO): protein binding
Source: RefSeq, a predicted model, not a curated record